Homarus americanus (American lobster) is the source of this 825-nucleotide messenger RNA. Its product is annotated as E3 ubiquitin-protein ligase CCNB1IP1-like. The record is from RefSeq and is a predicted model, not a curated record. Gene Ontology annotation, cellular component: synaptonemal complex. NCBI's taxonomy places the organism in Eukaryota, Metazoa, Arthropoda, Malacostraca, Decapoda, Nephropidae. The transcript is spliced from 7 exons. Gene Ontology annotation, molecular function: ubiquitin protein ligase activity. The coding region runs from base 1 to 825 and encodes 274 amino acids. Gene Ontology annotation, biological process: reciprocal meiotic recombination.
AUGAGCGACAACCAACUACUGUGUAACUUCAGGUCAUGUCGCCGCCCGCUGGAUGACUUUGCCUGGGUCACCUUCUGCUCCCACAUAUUCUGCGAUAACCAUGGCAAACCUCUCACCCAGACACCGUGUGAGUGCUCAGCGUGUGGGGCCAGACUGGUGGACAAGACUGACAUUCACCGAGUGGACUUAGAACCUUCUGAACAGUUUAAGAGUAUGGUGUUGGCAGGUCUCAGGCCCAGCACGGUGAUGGAGGUGUGUCACAGAGCCCUCGCCUUCUGGUCCCAUCAGAUGGAUCAGGAAUUAAACCACCAGAGACACCUGAACCAAAAGCUGAGGGAACGAGCUCACCAUGUCCACACUUACUAUGAACAGGAGAUGAGAGCCCGCGAUGAACACCUCAACCUACUCACUGGUCAGCUGGGAGCCUUGCAGAGGGACCACGACAAGUGCAACAAACAAAAACAAUCUUUGAACGAACGUCUGAGUGAAAAGACUCGUCAGUACCACAAACUACAAGAUCUGUAUGACUGCCUGAGGAAGAGGACGGGUCAGAUAAGGGCGAGGUCUUGCUCCCCCCCGCCUGGUACAUCCACCGCCAUCUCCACCACUUGUCUCAGCAUGGUGCAGAUGGAUGGGGCUCCUCAACCACCUAACAUGUUACCCCCAACACGCCUGGCCUUGAUAGAGGGGGUACCACCUACUGGCUCUCUCUCACCCAGGAAGCCACAGUCUUAUCAGGUACUUACAGAGUUCACCUUCCAGCCAUCAAUCUUCACUGAGCCUGGUGAUCCAAGUGACCUGCAUGGUGAUGGUGCACCAGUCUGA